CCCAGAACGGCCGCAGAAGUCGGAGGCCGGUGCGCAGGGCGAAGAGGGCACCGGGGGCGGGGGGCUCCGCUCCCCGCCUGACCCCUCUCGCCCCAGCCAGGAAAGUGAAGGCUCCUCGGACUAUAGAGCCAGCGGAAGAACAGACCACAACCGCCGGGCGCUCCCGAUCGAAGACUUGCCCCACCCGCCCCCCUCCCCGCCCCCACGGGGCUCCGAACUCACUGGUGAGCGCGGCGGCAGCCGUGAUGGCCCCGCGCGCGGGACAGCCGGAGCACAGGGGUCCGCUGCUGCCGGGGCUGCUGCUCCUGGCGGCGGCGCUGAGCCGACCCGCCGCACCCUGUCCCUUCCAGUGCUACUGCUUCGGCGGCCCUAAGCUGAUGUUGCGCUGCGCGUCGGGCGCCGAGCUCCGGCAGCCUCCGCGGGACGUGCCACCCGACGCGCGCAAUCUCACCAUCGUGGGCGCCAACCUGACUGUGCUGCGCGCGGCCGCCUUCGCCGGCGGGGACGCGGACGGGGAGGAGGCGGAGGCGGAGGCGGCGGGUGGCGUGCGCCUGCCGCUCCUGACCGCUCUGCGCCUCACGCACAACAACAUCGAGAUGGUGGAGGACGGCGCCUUCGACGGGCUGCCCAGCCUGGCGGCGCUCGACCUGAGCCACAACCCGCUGCGCGCUCUGGGCGGCGACGCCUUCCGCGGGCUGCCCGCGCUGCGCUCCCUGCAGCUCAACCACGCGCUGGCGCGGGGCGGCCCCGCGCUGCUGGCCGCGCUGGACGCCGCGCUCGCCCCGCUCGACGAGCUGCGCCUCCUGGGCCUGUCGGGCAACGCGCUUAGCCACCUGCCGUCCGCCGCGCUGCGCCGGCCGCGCCUGGAGCAGCUGGACGCGCGCCUCAACGCGCUGGCCGGCCUGGGCCCCGACGAGCUGCGCGCGCUAGAGCGCGAUGGCGGCCUCCCCGCGCCGCGCCUGCUGCUCGCCGACAACCCCCUGCGUUGCGGCUGCGCUGCGCGCUCCCUGCUGGCCUGGAUGCGCAACGCCACGGAGCGCGUACCCGACGCGCGGCGCCUGCGCUGCGCCUCCCCGCGGGCGCUGUACGACCGGCCUUUCCUGGACCUGGACGAGGCGGGGCUGCGCUGCGCCGAAGGCGACGCCGACGGUCGCGGGGAAGAAGUGGAACUUGCCGGCCCGGAGCUGGAAGCCUCCUACGUCUUCUUCGGGCUGGUUCUGGCGCUCAUCGGCCUCAUCUUCCUAAUGGUGCUCUACCUAAACCGCCGUGGCAUCCAGCGCUGGAUGCGCAACUUGCGCGAGGCGUGCCGGGACCAGAUGGAGGGCUACCACUACCGCUACGAGCAGGACGCAGACCCGCGCCGCGCGCCCGCCUCGGCCGCCCCCGCCGGUUCUGGGGCCACUUCCCCCGGUUCGGGCCUCUGAGCUUCGCUUGUUGGGACUUGGGGAUUACCCCUGAUGACCUGUCCCGAGGCCGUGGGUAUGAGACACCCGCGAACUUGGGGCUUUGAGACCUACGCCUGACCGAUCUGAGACCUUUGGAUUAUGGCAUCUCCCCCACCUGGAGGCCCCAAGCUCUACCCCCCUCCCCAGCCUCUGAGAGCUGUCACCAUCAAAGAUCCAGAGACACUCUCUUCUGAUUCCAGAAACCCCAUCCACCCAUCCCAAGCUCUGACAGCCCUCCUGAACCACCAGAAGCCCCCUCCCCCUUUCAGCACUCACCCAGAGACCCUGUCCUUCAAUCCGAAGGCCCUGGGACUGCUUCCACUACCCUGUGCUUUGAACCCAGACCUCUCAGCAGGAAACAUCCCCCUAGACUACACUCCAGCUUGCAGCCCUCAGCUCCCUUCGAGGGCUCAGGGACCCUCACAUCCCAUUCUGGUCUCAGAAGCACAGCAACCCCACCAGAAGGUUUCUGUGGACUUUGAGCCUUUCUUCUCGUUUGGGAGCUCUUAACUCUCCAUCCUGCAUAGAACCUACAUCCCGGGAGUCUGAGGGUUGGGCACCCUCCCCCAAUCUGAGGUUGUAUUUCAUACCACCCACCACCCCAGCUCUUGCUCAGGCCCCUCCCUUCCUUGGCCCAGGCUUGGGGUUCAGCUCUUCUCUAUCUCUCCCAUCCGAGGGACAGGCACACCCCUUUAUAGCCUUAGCGUGGAGCUGAUCCUCAGCCUUUCCCACUUUUGGCUCUGAUACCCUAAUACUCAGUCCUUGUCCCCAAUCUCAAACUCUCAGCUCUUCACCCCGAUCUGAGUUUCUUCCCCCUGCCCAAGUCUUAGGCUCUCAAUUCCUCCUACAUCCGUCGCUUCCACUCAGUACCCACACAGCCACUCACUGGCUCAGGGUCCAGUGAGGAAUCCAUCCCUGGGAUAUGCCCAGCCCCCUUUCCUCUUAAGGAUGAGCUCUCUAGCCCUGCAAAACAGGCGCAGAUGUGAAGCACCCCGCAGCCAUACUAGCAGAUCCCCAUGGGAGAUGCUGGAGGAGAGAGUCCUGGGGGUGCAAAGUAGAUGGUCUGGCCUCACAACCAGGGUCACCCGACCAUUUUGCCACAGAGAGGGGUGGGGGAGGGGCUCUGAAGGGCUGGGAGCUGCUGGCCACAUUCUCUUUCCCACCCAUGUGACCCUUCUCCCUUGGAGAGUCCUCUCUGCCACCUCCCCACCGCUGUCCCCCCGUAUGCCUUCUGGAAGAGGAAGGGAAAAGCCCUCCGGUCCAGGGUCAUAGCCUCAGCGCCCUGCCUUCUUCAUGAUCCCAAAGCACAACUGGUGAGUGGGAGGGGCUGCCUCUCCCCGACUCCCACCCCCUGGGUCAGGCAGAAUGGCUGGCCUGUGCUGCCUCUGCACGCAGGAAGUCACCCUCCUUCAACAUAUUGCCUGAGGCCUGCCUUCCCACCCCACCCUGGAAAUCUGGAUCUCCCUUGGGCAGUUUUCUAUAAAGUCUGCAAUAAUCUCAGAUA
Molecule: messenger RNA, 2949 nt
Organism: Aethalodelphis obliquidens (Pacific white-sided dolphin)
Lineage: Eukaryota; Metazoa; Chordata; Mammalia; Artiodactyla; Delphinidae
Gene: TPBGL
Product: trophoblast glycoprotein like
Exons: 1
Coding region: 246-1424 (392 amino acids)
Biological process (GO): negative regulation of canonical Wnt signaling pathway
Cellular component (GO): plasma membrane
Molecular function (GO): protein binding
Source: RefSeq, a predicted model, not a curated record